GCCAUAAACGCAGCCAUAAACGCAGCCAUAAACGCAGCCAUAAACGCGCAUUGAUGAAUGCUUUAAAAAUUCUCGUUCACCACUAUUUACAACUUUGAUAACAGCGUAAAAAAGCACUAGACAUUGACAAUGCCUGAUAUUGAGUACUACACAAUAGUAUAUGCUUGCCAUCUUUGUGAAGGUUCAGAAUUUUCUAAUGCUCGAAACUUGAGAGACCACUAUGAAAAUGUCGAAGCCCCCAUGGCAAGACCAGAAGUAGACACAAGCUUUAAAACUCUUAAGAGCGAAAAAAAAUGGACUCUCUUGUGUUUAUAUCAAAGUUAUAAGUCGCGUUCACUGAACAUAAAACAACUACAAAUAUCACAUCUCUCAACUGGGACAGUGGUAGAAAAUCAAUUAUAUGAAUUUGGCAAGCUUCAAAUUGAAGAGCAUCCUUCUCAGUCUUUAAUCUUUGAUGUCAACGAUUCUGAACUGUAUAACAAACAUGGAAUAUUUACGAGUGGUGAGAUUGAGGAGAUAAUGUCUAAUUGUGACAACGUACCAUUGCAACUGCCUGACAAUUUUAAACAAUAUUUAAACAAAUUCAACUACAAAUCAACAGUAGACAUAAGAAAAACAUUGAAUGAAAAAGAAAGUUGGGGAAGACAACUACGAUCAAGACGAGCAUAUGUAUGGGUUGUUGAAUCCAAUCCAUACAUAUGCUUUUACAAGAGUACGAACUUGAUAAUUUCGCAAGUGAACACUCUGAAAACUGGUAUAAUAUACACUUGUGGUGUAAUAUUGACAGAUGCUUUGGAAAAGGGCUGGAGAUGA
This is a messenger RNA of Mycotypha africana, 813 nucleotides long. RefSeq lists its product as uncharacterized. The coding region runs from base 130 to 813 and encodes 227 amino acids. The transcript is spliced from 5 exons. The record is from RefSeq and is a predicted model, not a curated record. NCBI's taxonomy places the organism in Eukaryota, Fungi, Mucoromycota, Mucoromycetes, Mucorales, Mycotyphaceae.